Aphidius gifuensis is the source of this 2924-nucleotide messenger RNA. RefSeq names its product UNC93-like protein. Gene Ontology annotation, biological process: regulation of muscle contraction; regulation of potassium ion transport. Bases 549 to 2501 code for a protein of 650 amino acids. Gene Ontology annotation, molecular function: potassium channel regulator activity. The transcript is spliced from 6 exons. Gene Ontology annotation, cellular component: plasma membrane; striated muscle dense body. The record is from RefSeq and is a predicted model, not a curated record. NCBI's taxonomy places the organism in Eukaryota, Metazoa, Arthropoda, Insecta, Hymenoptera, Braconidae.
GACAAAGUGUUUAAUUAUUAUUUAUUUUUUUAUUUUGCACAGGUGUACAUAUAUAUAUAUAUCAAGUUGUUUCUUGCAGCAAUAAGUUCAAAUAAACAAUCAGUGAGUGAGUGAGUGAGUGAAGGAGUGAGUUAUAGUUAGUUAGUCAGUUUGUUAGUUUAAAAGUGAGUGAGAGAGAAAGAGAGAAUAAAAAAUUGAGUAUUUGUAAUACAACAUGGUCAUAUUAUAAAAUAAGCAUACUUUAUUGAAACGAGGGAAUCGUGUGACUUGGCAAUUGGCAAACAGUACUGAUCAAAAGACCGUUGGUUGUUCAGUUGUCUCGGAACCCCUGAGCUGUUCGGACGUUUUCAAAUUUUUAUUACAUUGUGUAAAUGUAAUAAAAAUUAAGUUAUAUUAAUAUAAUUAAUUAAUAAUUUUCUUAGCUACAUGUCAAUUAUUUUUUACGGAGUGAAGAAAAUUAUAUGAAAUUAAAAAAAAAAAAAGCGAGUUUAAUUUGUGAAAUCUGAAUAUUUUUAUCGUGCUUUUUUAUAUAGCAAAAUAAUAAUAUAAUGGUGGCAUCCCAAAAUGAUGGUGGCAGAGGUGAUGAUGAUGGUGGUGGUGGCGGAGGUAGAGAUGGAGGUGGUGGUGUUAUAAACAAUCAACAACAAAAUAACCAUAAUAAUAAAAGUAAUAGUAAUAAUAGCAAUAUCAAUAGAAAUAGUAAUAUUAAUAAUCAACAAAAACAAAUACCACAUCAUGUUGUCAAUAAUAAUGAUAAUAAUGAUGAUAAUGAUGAUGAAAAAAGUCCAGUUUAUACAGUGUCAGUACAUAGUGGAGUCGGUUAUAGAAAUGAAGGUUUCAAAGAUGAUAAUAAUGGUGAUAUUAAUAGUGGUAUACCACCAGAACCAAUAAAACCACCAGCAUUACCUCAACAACAACAACAACAACAUCAUCAUCAUCAUAACAACUCCUAUAAUAAUAAUAAUAAUAAUAAUAAUAACAAUACUUAUAAUAAUACAAAUCAUCAUCAGCAUCAUCAUCAUGAUGAUACACAAUCGAGAAAAUUUAAAUUAUCAAGAAGUGAAAAAUGGCGAAUAUUAAAAAAUAUUGGAACAGUAUCAAUAGCAUUUAUGGUACAAUUUACAGCAUUUCAAGGUACAGCUAAUUUACAAUCAUCAAUAAAUGCACAAGAUGGUCUUGGUACAGUAUCAUUAUCAGCAAUAUAUGCUGCUCUUGUAUUAUCAUGUAUAUUUGUACCAACAUUUUUAAUAAAAAGAUUAACAGUUAAAUGGACACUUUGUGUAUCAAUGCUUUGUUAUGCUCCUUAUAUUGGAUCACAAUUUUAUCCAAAAUUUUAUACACUUGUACCAGCUGGUAUAUUAUUGGGUCUUGGUGCAGCACCAAUGUGGGCUGCAAAAGCAACAUAUUUAACUCAAGCUGGUGGUGUUUAUGCUAAACUCACUGAUCAACCAGUUGAUGCUAUUAUUGUUAGAUUUUUUGGUUUUUUUUUUCUUGCAUGGCAAACUGCUGAAUUGUGGGGUAAUCUUGUAUCAUCACUUGUACUAAGUGAAGGUGAAUUUGGUCAUACAAAUUCAACAAUAUCAAAUAAAAUUAAAAGUUGUGGAGCUAAUUUUUGUGUUUCACGUAAUGGUGCUGAUGAGAGUCUCCAAAGACCACCAGAUUCUGAUAUCUAUAAAAUAUCAGCAAUUUAUUUAACAUGUGUUAUUGUUGCUGUUAUUAUUGUUGCACUUUUUGUGGAUCCAUUAUCAAGGUAUGGUGAAAAACAACGUCGAGCUGACAGUCAAGAACUCAGUGGAAUUCAAUUAUUAUCAGCCACUGCUUAUCAAUUGAAAAAACCAUAUCAACAAUUAUUAAUACCAAUAACAAUAUGGAUUGGCAUGGAACAAGCAUUUAUUGGUGCUGAUUUUACUCAGGCAUAUAUAUCGUGUGCUUUGGGUGUACAAAAAGUUGGCUAUGUUAUGAUGUGUUUUGGUGUUGUAAAUGCAUGCUGUUCAUUACUUUUUGGAUCUGCUAUGAAAUUUAUUGGACGACAACCAUUAAUGGCACUAGGUGCUGUUGUACAUGCAGCAUUAAUUGGUGUAUUACUUGUAUGGAAACCACAUCCAGAUAAAUCAUAUGUAUUUUAUACUGUAUCAGGUCUUUGGGGUGUUGGUGAUGCUGUUUGGCAAACUCAAGUUAAUGGUCUUUAUGGUACACUAUUUAGACGAAAUAAAGAGGCAGCAUUUUCAAAUUAUCGUUUAUGGGAAAGUGCUGGUUUUGUUGUAGCAUAUGCAUACAGUACACAUUUAUGUGCAAGAAUGAAAUUAUAUGUUAUGGUUAGUGUACUUAUUAUUGGUACAAUAUGUUAUAUUAUUGUUGAAAUAUUACACAGACGAAAACAAAAGAGACUAAAAGCCAUUGCUGAUGAUCCAAAAGCUGCUCAAGCUGAGGCCAACAAACCCGAAGAAACAGAUGACGAAAAAGAUGAUAUUGACGAUGAUAUUAUCAUAACACAUCUUUAAAUAUUUUUUUUCUUUUUUUUUUUAAAUAUUACAUCGUUAUUGUAAUUCGUAAUUAUAUCCUUCCUUAUAGCUAUUAUCAUUAUUAUUGAAAAAAAAAAAAUAUCAUCUGCCAAUUUUUAAUAUAAUAUAUAAAGUGUAUAUUAUUGUUAUGUAUUUUGCCUUUUUUACCUCGUUGUUGCGAUAACACGUAUAUUAAUUGUCAGUGAAUAUACACAACAGUGCAAUAUAUAUUUAUUGAAAAACCAAGUAAUAAUAAAUUAAAUGCCUUUUUGCAAUGAUGCUUAUAUACGCGCAUAUACAUAUAAUUAUAUUUUUAGUGGAUGUUAUUAUACAUCCAGUUGAGAUUAAUAUAUAGAAACGUAAAGCCCAAAUUUGUUAUGAUUUCAUUAUUGCAAUAAUACAUGUAUAAAGUGAAAAACCAGA